CAGUGGAAGACUUCCAGAUCCGACCCCAUGCGCUUUACGUCCACUCCUACAAAGCGCCCACCUUCUGCGACUACUGCGGAGAGAUGCUGUGGGGACUCGUCCGACAGGGCCUCAAAUGUGAAGGAUGUGGCCUGAACUAUCACAAACGAUGCGCCUUUAAGAUCCCUAACAACUGUAGCGGUGUAAGGAAAAGACGUCUUUCUAAUGUGUCUCUGCCCGGCCCGUCGCUGUCUGUUCCUCGUGCUGCUCCAGCAGAGCAUGCUGUCGUGAGCCUGGAAGAGCGCCCCCAUCAGGAGCCAGGUAAGCGGAUACCGUCAUGGAGCGGCCGGCCAAUCUGGAUGGAGAAGAUGGUGCUGGGGCGGGUGAAGGUCCCUCACACCUUUGUCAUUCACACCUACACCCGCCCCACCAUCUGUCAGUACUGCAAACGGCUGCUCAAAGGGCUUUUCCGCCAGGGCAUGCAGUGCAAAGACUGUAAAUUCAAUUGCCACAAGCGAUGUGCUUCAAAGGUACCAAAAGACUGUCUUGGAGUCUUCAAUGGAGAGCCGGCCAGCCCAGGUCCUGACUCUGAUACCACGAUGGAAGUAGACAGCAGUGAUGUGAACAGCGAUAGCAGUCGUGGUCUGGACGAUUCAGAGGAACCUACCACUCCAGAAGACAAGAUCUUCUUUAUGGACUCCCCCUUCAUGGACCGUGAGAAGGAUGAAGAACCUGUGAAGACCAUCAGCCCCUCUACCAGCACCAAUAUCCCCCUGAUGCGUGUGGUCCAAUCCGUCAAACACACCAAGAGGAGGAGCUCCACUGUGGUCAAAGAAGGAUGGAUGGUGCACUACACCAGUCGAGACAAUCUUAGAAAGAGACACUACUGGAGACUGGACAGCAAGAGUCUGACUCUGUUUCAGAAUGACUCAGGAGCCAAAUAUUACAAAGAGAUUCCCCUGUCAGAGAUCUUGCAGGUGGAGGUUGCGCGUGACUUCAGUAGUUUAGCCCUGGGGGGCAAUCCGCACUGCUUCGAGGUCAUCACCGCCACCAUGGUGUACUACGUAGGGGAGAACACCGGCGGACCCCACCUCCACAUCCACAACCCUGCGCUGGCUGCCGGUGGCGUGGGGCUGGAGGUGGCCCAGGGCUGGGAGAGGGCCAUCCGCCAGGCCCUGAUGCCCGUUCCAGUAACACCACAGCCCAGCGUGGGCGCUGCUGCGGGACAGAGUAAAGAUCACAAGGAACUGUCCAUCAGCAUUUCUGUAUCUAACAGUCAAAUCCAGGAAAAUGUGGACAUCAGCUCAAUCUAUCAGAUCUUUGCUGAUGAAGUGUUGGGUUCUGGACAGUUUGGCAUCGUUUAUGGAGGGAAACAUAGAAAAACAGGCAGAGAUGUGGCCAUCAAAGUAAUAGACAAAAUGAGAUUCCCCACCAAACAGGAGAGCCAGCUGAGAAAUGAGGUUGCCAUUUUACAGAAUUUGCAUCAUCCUGGCAUUGUAAACCUGGAGUGUAUGUUUGAGACUCCAGAGAGAGUCUUUGUUGUCAUGGAGAAACUCCACGGUGACAUGCUGGAGAUGAUCUUGUCCAGUGAGAAGAGCAAACUUCCAGAGCGCAUCACCAAGUUUCUGGUCACACAGAUCCUUGUGGCUUUGCGACAUCUCCAUUUCAAGAACAUUGUUCACUGUGACCUGAAGCCAGAAAAUGUGCUGUUGGCAUCUGCGGAGCCGUUUCCUCAGGUAAAAUUGUGUGACUUUGGGUUUGCUCGGAUCAUCGGGGAAAAAUCUUUUCGGCGCUCAGUGGUGGGCACACCAGCAUAUCUGGCCCCAGAGGUGCUGCGCAGUAAAGGCUACAACCGUUCCCUGGACAUGUGGUCAGUGGGAGUCAUUAUCUAUGUCAGUUUGAGUGGCACCUUCCCCUUUAAUGAGGACGAGGACAUUAACGACCAAAUCCAGAACGCAGCUUUCAUGUACCCACCAACACCCUGGAAAGAGAUCUCUGCAGAAGCUACAGAUCUGAUCAACAACCUUCUCCAAGUCAAGAUGAGGAAGCGAUACAGCGUGGACAAGACCCUCAGUCAUCCGUGGCUACAGGACUACCAGACGUGGCUCGAUCUGCGAGAGUUUGAGACGCGCCGAGGGGAACGCUACAUUACUCACGAGAGCGACGAUGCACGCUGGGAAAAGUACGCUUACGAGCACAGUCUGGUGUAUCCGAAGCACUUCAUCAUGGCUCCAAACCUCGAUGAUAUGGACGAGGACCCCUAGUGGCCAUAUGAGCCGAACUGAAAACAAGGUCAGAUGAAGGCAGGACCUGUUAAUGGUCUGUUGCUAUGGAGAUUGAAACGCAUCAGCAAUCUGAAGCAGACUUUGAGGGGAGCAAACUGUUACAAAGCCAGCGAGGUCGACCGCUCUCUGGAUGUCAACAAGAGUCAUCCACACUGCUAAUGAAGAUGAAUGCUGUUUCAGAGCGUGGAAAUGCAGUAUUCGCGGGGAGUGCAUUCAGAAGUCUUAAUGACUCUUCUUUUCCAAACGGUGCUGUUAUGUUUGUUUCUUAUUGAGGUGUGUGUUCUGAAUGUCAGAAACUCGUGUUACAAUAAUAUAAAGGUUAGUAACAGAUGUGAAUAUUGGGGAGAACGAUGCAGUCGUUUAUAGUAGUUUCAUUUUGAAAGCAUCAAACUGGAACGUGCGUUUUUGAAAUUCCUAUUCUAUGAUUUUCUAAUUCGUUUUGUCCUUAAAUAUAGGUUACACAGGAGACUGAAUGAUUUCAAAAGGGUCGUUUUUUUGCACUAAACAAUACAACCACUGCAGCUGGUACAAUUAAACGAAUUAUGUGACGUAACAGCACACCAUUCUUGAAGAAUCCAGAAGAUGGCGCUUGUGUCGGACAGCUACACUUAAGCUCUGAAUGGGAAGGAAUGGGAGAUAUUAUCUUCAGCGGACCAAAGACAUUCGCGUCAAUCGUGACUCUUGUUCUUACGUCGUUUUAGAGCUGAUGUUCUCAGAGCCAUUCUGUUUAUUUAUUCCUCGUACUGCAGUCUUAAAAUCUAAUAGCAGCUAAGCAGUGCAGAAAGAUGUGUCGGUCAAAAGCCUACUGUGAGAAAGCUUUGACUUAUUAGCAAAGCUCUUUUAAUACAAAAAAGUAAUGUAUUGAAAAUAACUGCUAACAACUUUUAUUAGAAGAAGAUGAACAGUGUUAUAUUCUUUUUUUAAUUUUUUAUAUGGUAUGUAUUGUACUCAAGAAUGAACCUUUCUAUGAAUCCCAGAACUGGAAAAUCUGAAAAAUAUUUUUGGUAAUGGACUUUUUGUUGUUGUACAAACCACCUACAAUAUUCAAAUUAAGCUGGAUCCUCUCUACACACACAACAUAGUGAAAAUGAGCAAAUAUGAUGGGAAAAGAAGCCAUUUUUAAGUAGUUUAUUUUCAUUGUCCAUGAAAUGAAAACUGUACCAUACACAAUGAAAUAUGGGAGAAACAGAUUGAGGAUUCCUCUGAAUCAUGAUGUUGCCGCUGGAUUGGCAAGUGUAAGUGUUCUGUAUAUUUUAGUACAUACUGGUUCAAUAAAAGCUAUACACUCCAUGUGUUUGGGGUGAUUAUUCAAGGUUUUGGAUUUGCUGAUGGUGGAGGAGAGGUCUGACAAAAUGAAGUUUUUGACAUUUUUGCAGGUCAUGAAAUGAUCAGCAGACCCAAUAGACCUGGGCAUGUCUGCACCAGAAUAUCAUGAGGAGUUUCACACAUACAGCCCUUUACACAAAAGUACUGCUAUAUUUUUGAUUACAGAUCUUGUGUGAACAAGACGAAUAUCGGUUCUGGCAACUUGCUGUGCUUCACAAGUCAAUCAUCACUGUAUUGCAUUGCAUUAUAUGUUUUGAUAAUAAA
This is a messenger RNA of Sinocyclocheilus anshuiensis, 3854 nucleotides long. Its product is annotated as serine/threonine-protein kinase D3-like. NCBI's taxonomy places the organism in Eukaryota, Metazoa, Chordata, Actinopteri, Cypriniformes, Cyprinidae. The transcript is spliced from 17 exons. Gene Ontology annotation, molecular function: ATP binding; protein serine/threonine kinase activity. The record is from RefSeq and is a predicted model, not a curated record. Bases 84 to 2243 code for a protein of 719 amino acids. Gene Ontology annotation, biological process: phospholipase C-activating G protein-coupled receptor signaling pathway; intracellular signal transduction; protein phosphorylation. Gene Ontology annotation, cellular component: cytosol.